CCGCGCUCUCUGUCACUGCUGUGACCUUCAGCUUGGCGCGGCUGUUGCCGUCGUGCAGUCUCCACCAGUUGGCAUCACAGCACAAUUAAAAUGCGUGUUCAAAGCGACCUGUCACCGCGGCUGUUCGCCUGCUGCUUGGCACCCCGUAGUGCAGAGGGUGACAUCUAUGACUCCUCGCCAAGGGAGCCCAGGAGACGCACCCAACUCUAAGUUAUUCUUCUUGCUCUGCCAUGCUGCCCCCAAGUGCUGCCAGGCGGAUUGUUUCUUUAGCGCAGUUUUCCACUCUUAUAGACGUAAGGAUGCCCCCUGUGGUUAACACCAUGAGUGACAGGAGAUCAGAGACGCUGACCAGCUUAUGAGGAGUGUCAGUCCUCCCAUCUGUACAUCCCACCUGACCAUUAUUUGACCCUGUGCUCAAGACCCUACACUUGAAAUCAGAGUCACUUGGAACACUUCAAGCAGCCAGACAAUCGAAGAAAAUAAGACUGAAUGGAGGCUAAUCAUCGCCCGAAACUGCUGAAACAAAAGUAGCAAGAUGUUGCCACAGUUCACAAAUGCUCCACUGCACCAUUUAAAGCUGCAGUUAAUUUAAAACACUAAUAUUGUCAUUAGAGCAGCUGUUGUACAGACAGAAAAAGAGCAAAAAAAUAAAUAAAAUAAAAUCAACAGCAACCACUCAAAACGAGAUCAGCUAUGCUUUGCCUCAUAUUAUUCACUCUGCAAGCUGUCUGCAUCUGCGUGGCACAUGCCAUGCAACAUUACCCAGCAGCCUGGGGACACUAUGACGUGUGCAAGUCCCAGAUCUACACAGAAGAGGGCCUGGUGUGGGACUACAUGGCCUGUCAGCCGGAAGCCACCGACAUGACAAAGUACCUGCGAGUGACCCUCGACCCACCAAACAUCACGUGUGGAGAUCCGCCAGAAACGUACUGCGCUUUGGAGAAUCCAUAUAUGUGCAACAAUGAAUGUGAUGCCACCACUGAGGAGCUGGCCCAUCCUCCUGAGUUAAUGUUUGACUUUGAGGGUCGCAACCCAACUACAUUUUGGCAGUCCACUUCCUGGAAGAAAUACCCAAAGCCCCUGCAGGUUAACAUCACACUGUCAUGGAACAAGACAAUCGAGCUAACUGAUGACAUUGUGCUGACCUUUGAGUCAGGCCGACCAGAGCAGAUGGUCCUGGAAAAGUCACUUGAUUAUGGCUUGACCUGGACCCCUUACCAGUUCUAUGCCACUGACUGCCUAGAUGGUUUCACCAUGGAACCCAAGACAGUGGGCGAUCUCACCCAACGUACUCUGCUGGAUAUCAUCUGCACCGAGGACUACUCCCGAGGUUAUGUGUGGAAGAAUGAUAAGACAGUGCGUUUUGAAAUAAAGGACCGAUUUGCUCUGUUUGCUGGGCCUCGACUUCACAAUAUGGCCUCACUUUAUGGCCAGCUGGAUACCACCAAGAACCUGAGGGACUUCUUCACCAUCACUGAUCUGAGGAUUAGGCUGCUGAAACCUGCAACUGGAGCCACCAUGGUGGAUGAGAACAACCUCUCCAGAUAUUUCUAUGCCAUAUCUGACGUCAAGGUGCAGGGCAGGUGCAAGUGCAACCUCCAUGCCAAUAGCUGCGUGUUUGAUAAAGGGAAACUGGGCUGUGAGUGUGAACACAACACCACAGGACCAGACUGCAGCCGUUGCAAAAGGCACUACCAUGGAAGAGCCUGGAGUGUGGGUUCCUAUCUCCCUAUACCCAAAGGAACUGCAAAUAUAUGUAUUCCAAGUAAUCAUGGACCAGCACAUCGAGCAAAUGCGUCAUCUCUUGGUGUUGCAAAUCGUAACCAAGCACGAGUGUGUGACAACGCGAUGCUGCGCUGUCAGAAUGGCGGCACGUGCCACCACCAUCAGCGGUGCCACUGCUCCUCCGGAUUCACCGGCGUCCUGUGCGAGAGAGCUCGCUGCCAAGGCAACGGGGAAUGUGACAACCAGUCGUCCGGACUGGGGGCCUCUGUUGGCCGGCAACACGCUCUAUCUCUCAUAGUGUUCCCUUUGCUGAUCGUGUCCCUUUGCUGAGGGGCCGGGCCAGAUUCCAGUCCUCAAACAAAUCCCCCGGACCCUCAAACGUUGAGACUGAACUCACCCGACAGGAAGAACGUGGGACAACACAAGUAACUCUUUUGUAUCUCCAGAGGUGUGGGCAAAUUAUUGGUG
Molecule: messenger RNA, 2193 nt
Organism: Thalassophryne amazonica
Lineage: Eukaryota; Metazoa; Chordata; Actinopteri; Batrachoidiformes; Batrachoididae
Product: netrin-G1-like
Exons: 7
Coding region: 694-2055 (453 amino acids)
Molecular function (GO): cell-cell adhesion mediator activity
Source: RefSeq, a predicted model, not a curated record